AAGUAAGUCACCACCAUAGAAGCAGAAGCCUCUUACCUUAGGGUUUUCGGCUACUACUCAAUUAACUUUUUUAUUCUUUCAUUUAUAAACCCCUUGGCUAAACCCUACAUUAGGUGUUGGUAAAACCCAUUCCAAUUUUAAGGUAACCUAUAUUUCCCUUUUAUUCGGUUGCAGCAAUUGAAGCAGACGAUCUAAAACAAUGGUUCGAAGCAUCAAAAAUGCCAAAAAAGCCAAAAGAAAGAAGACCAAGGUUUCAAGUAAUGGCGCUGGGUCCACCUCUUCGUCGUUACCAAAAUCUCCUUCAUUGCCGGCAAGAGUAUGGAGGCCCGGUGUUGAUAAAUUGGAGGAAGAUGAAGAGCUUCAGUGUGACCCUUCUGCUUAUAAUUCUCUCCAUGCCUUCCAUGUUGGUUGGCCUUGUUUAAGUUUUGAUAUUGUUCGGGAUUCCCUGGGAUUGGUUCGAUCGGAGUUCCCUCAUACUAUCUUCGCUGUUUCUGGUACUCAGGCAGAUAAGCCUCCGUCGAAUUCUAUUGAAAUAUUGAAGGUAUCUAACAUCUCUGGGAAAAGGCGUAAAUUACUGCCUAAAAAAGCUGCUGAUGGCUCCGACAUGGACAGUGAUAGUGAUAGCGAUAGUGAUGAAGAUGAGGAUGAGAAAGGAUCAGGAGAACCUAUAUUGCAGUUGCGCAAGGUGGCUCAUCAAGGCUGCGUUAAUCGAAUACGUUCCAUGCCACAAAAUCCUCAUAUUUGUGCUACUUGGGGGGAUACCGGUUUUGUGCAGGUUUGGGACUUCAGUGCCCAUCUAAAUUCCUUGGCUGAAUCAGAAACAGACACAAGUCAAGGUCGAACUUCAGUAUCUAAUCAAGCCCCAUUGAGUAUGUUUAGACAUAAAGAUGAAGGAUAUGCUAUUGAUUGGAGUCCCCUUGUUCCUGGAAGACUUGUGUCUGGUGAUUGCCAGAAUUCUAUUUAUAUUUGGGAGCCUGCAUCUGAGUCAAAAUGGAACGUUGAUAAGAACCCAUUCGUUGGACAUGUUGCUAGCGUGGAAGAUCUGCAGUGGAGUCCUACCGAAGCCGAUGUAUUUGCUUCUGCUUCUGUGGAUAAGACCAUUGCUAUAUGGGAUAUUCGCCAAGGAAAAUCUGCUUUCAAAUCUUUUAAGGCCCAUGAUGCAGAUGUUAAUGUAAUCUCGUGGAACAGGCUAGCAAGCUGCAUGUUGGCAUCAGGCAGCGAUGAUGGAUCAUUUUCCAUUCAUGAUCUUAGAAUGCUCAAGGAUGGAGAUUCUGUGGUGGCUCACUUUACGUACCAUAAACACCCGAUCACUUCCAUUGAAUGGAGUGCACAUGAGGCUUCUACGAUCGCAGUCUCUUCAGCCGACCAUCAGCUGACAAUUUGGGACUUGUCGUUGGAAAGAGAUGAAGAAGAGGAGGCAGAAUUCAAAGCUCAAACAGAUGACUCGGUGAACGCUCCCGAAGAUUUACCUCCACAACUUUUAUUUGUGCAUCAGGGACAAAAGGACUUGAAAGAACUCCAUUGGCAUAACCAGAUUCCAGGAAUGAUCAUAUCAACUGCCGCUGAUGGCUUUAAUAUCUUAAUGCCUUCGAAUAUUGAGACCCCCCUUCCACCGGCCAAUGGCAGUGCUUGAAAACAUACGUCUUCUCCAUCGUCUUUCCAUUGUUGAUCUAUGCGGUUGCAGAGUAACGUUAGAUUUUUGGAGAACAGAUUUCAUGCAAGCAUCGGUCUUAAGAUGGGAUAGUAGUCUUGUUCUUCUUUGUGUAAUUAUCGUUUGCUAUAAAGACGUGGUUUUUUUGGAUGGGAUUUGAUCAUUUUGUGCUGUUUUACUUUGUAACAUUUUAAAUAGAUGGAAAAACCGACUUUUUUUGGCGAGGAAGAAACUGAAGGAAUAAUAAGAGCUUUUUCGUUUCCGACAUUUUAUUGUUCUUUCACAAAUUGUUGUAUAAGACUAUCUCUUGUGCAAAAUAUAAGUAUGAGCUUUUUUUAUUUUGAAGUUUCAU
This is a messenger RNA of Amaranthus tricolor (Joseph's coat), 2003 nucleotides long. Its product is annotated as protein HEAT STRESS TOLERANT DWD 1. The record is from RefSeq and is a predicted model, not a curated record. Gene Ontology annotation, molecular function: protein binding. The transcript is spliced from 12 exons. Bases 200 to 1633 code for a protein of 477 amino acids. Lineage: Eukaryota; Viridiplantae; Streptophyta; Magnoliopsida; Caryophyllales; Amaranthaceae.